Messenger RNA from Musca domestica (house fly), 1304 nucleotides. RefSeq names its product procathepsin L. Lineage: Eukaryota; Metazoa; Arthropoda; Insecta; Diptera; Muscidae. Bases 173 to 1207 code for a protein of 344 amino acids. Gene Ontology annotation, cellular component: lysosome. The transcript has 3 exons. The record is from RefSeq and is a predicted model, not a curated record. Gene Ontology annotation, molecular function: cysteine-type endopeptidase activity.
CGGAGAUUUGAACUUUGAACGUUAUUAGUGUCAAACGGAUAUUGCUCAUCUGGAAAUUUUUUUAUAUUGCACAUCUCAACAACAAUUUCGAAAAGAAGCGGCAGCGGCCAAGGUUUCCUGUAACGCUUGAGAUAACAAAUUUGGAAGCAACAACAACUAAAACAACACCAAUAUGUUAACACCUAAACAAAUUAGCUUUUUAAUGCUAACCACUUUUGUGGCUGCCGGCUGGGGUCUACAGUCAUUCCCCAAACUCUGUAAUGUCCAAGAUUUCCAAGAUUAUUUGCAUCAGACGGGCAAAGUUUACAAUGAUCCCAGAGAAUAUCAGUUCCGUGAAUCCAUAUUUUUGGCCAAAAAGGGUGUGGUGGAUAUGGGCAAUAAAUUUGCUGCCCAAGGUUCAUCGUCGUUUAAUAUGGCCAUAAAUCCCCUGGCCGAUUUGACACACAAUGAGGUGGCACGUUUGCUGGGCUCGAAAAUUACCUAUACCGGAGAAAACAUUACCUCUCAACACACCAACUUUGUGACGGCCAAAACCCAAACGGAUGGCUUGCCAGAUCAUUUCGAUUGGCGUGAAUUGGGCGGUGUUACACCACCAGAUUUCCAGGGCUUCGACUGUGGUUCUUGCUGGUCUUUUGCCACCAUUGGCGCUUUGGAGGGCCAUUUGUUUAGACGUACUGGCCUUCUAGUGCCUUUGUCUACUCAAAACUUGGUCGACUGUGCCGAGGAUUAUGGUUCGAUGGGCUGUGAUGGUGGUUUCCAGGAAUAUGCCUUUGAAUACAUACGUGAUCACGGUGUCUCGGUGGCCAGUAAAUAUCCCUACACCCAAAUGGAAAAUGCCCAAUGCGGUAGGAAUGAGACCACCGACAAGGGUGUGUAUAUACGUGAUUAUGCCCGCAUUAAGCCCGGUGAUGAAGCCAAAAUGAAAGAAGUCAUUGCCACCUUGGGCCCCUUGGCCUGUUCCAUAAAUGCCGAUGUGGUCUCGUUUGAACAGUACAAUGGUGGCAUUUACGAUGAUGAUCAAUGUAAUCAGGGUGAGGUUAAUCACUCUGUUGUCGUGGUGGGUUAUGGCUCGGAAAAUGGCCGUGACUAUUGGAUUGUCAAGAAUUCCUAUUCGGCAAAUUGGGGGGAGAAUGGUUUCUUUAGGCUGCCUCGCAAUGAGAAUAGUUUUUGCGGGAUUGCCAGUGAAUGUAGUUUCCCAAUUUUGUAAGAAUGUAAAGGAAUCAGCUGUUUGCUGCAAUCAGCUGUUCGAGGUAAACAGCUGUUUAAAGAUAAACAAAUUGUAGAUUUUGGAAAUUAACAGCUGU